This is a messenger RNA of Pipra filicauda (Wire-tailed manakin), 5019 nucleotides long. RefSeq names its product carnosine synthase 1 (gene CARNS1). The transcript has 8 exons. Bases 163 to 2997 code for a protein of 944 amino acids. Gene Ontology annotation, biological process: carnosine biosynthetic process. Gene Ontology annotation, molecular function: ATP hydrolysis activity; carnosine synthase activity; metal ion binding. NCBI's taxonomy places the organism in Eukaryota, Metazoa, Chordata, Aves, Passeriformes, Pipridae. The record is from RefSeq and is a predicted model, not a curated record.
CCUUGGCCCCAUGCCACUGCCAUACCAGCUCUUUAGCCUGUGCCAGCCCCACAUACCAGCACCUCAACUGCAUGCCAUCCACUUAGCUCUGUUCCAGCCCCAUCCCAACCCCCUUAUCCCAGUUCCAGCCCCGUGCCACCCCCUUCUCCCCGUGCCAGCCCCAUGCCAGCGCGGUCCCUGCUCCCGCAGCUCUCGAUGGCCCAGCCGAGCCCGGAGCGGGUGCCCAGCCCUGCGGAGCAGGAGUGGGCAGGGCCCGAGGCGCUGUGCCCAGGCUGGCUGGAGGACGAGGCCCCCGAUGGCGACGUGCCCGGGGACAGCGGGGACCCCGACGGUGCCACCCACGCCUUCGAGCGGCUGCAGAGCGCCCUGUGCCAGGAGGGGCUGCCCCCCACGCUGGACUGCUCCGCGGAGCCCCGCACGGGAUUUGGCCCGCUGGACAUGACUGUUUGCAUCCUGGGCUCCCCCACCGCCUUCCUGCCCGUCCUGCUGGAGGGUGGCACCCGCUGCCCAGGUGCCAUGGUGCUGUGCCUGUCACCCACCUGGGCCAGCCGGGUGCCGUCGGAGUCGUGUCCCGGUGCUUGGUCCCUGCUGCUCUCCCAGGGGGUCUCCUUCAAGGUGGGGGGUCACAGCGCCCUGGAGACCUUCGUACCCCCCCGCCGUGCCAACUACGUGACGGGCACGUUCGCGCCGUGGGACCCCGAGGGCGGCUGGGCGGCCGAGCUGGCCCGUGACCUCGACUGCCCCACGGGGGGCUCGGCCCCGCUCGCCCGACGCCUCGAGGACCUGCUGGUCACCCGCUGGGUGCUGGCGGCUCGUGCCAAGCUGCCCGUGCCCCCCACGCUGGCCUUCGUCCUGGAGGCUCGGGGGGACCUGCCCGCCGAGCUGGAGGUGCCCGGGGUGAGGCUGGUGCGGCUGCAGGACCCCCAGGGCCAGGACAGCCUGGUGCGGGAGGAGGUGGGCGCCUUCCUGGGGGGCACCGCCAUGGAGCCCUACAGCCAGGUGAUGGUGCGGCCGGCGGGGUGGCGGUGGCGGGGGACGGGCACCCACAGCACCCACCGGAAGGAGGAGGGGGCGGCGGUGGCGCAGGCGGUGUGUGCCCGGCUCCGGGGGCUGAUGGAGGAGGACAGCGUCCUGUUGGAGGCCAUGGUGCCCACCGCCCGCCUGCCCCUGCCCCCCCCACGCAGCCCAGCCCCGCGGCUGCCCGUGGCCCUGCGCAUCUGCACCCUGCUCUGCAGGUCCUGGGGGGACCGGCCCCAGCUCUGCCAGGUGGCCUGCGCCGUGGGACGCGCGGAGAGCCCGGUGCGUCACGGGGCGGCGCUGCCCCAGGGCCUGGACUCCAGCCUGCAGCAGUGGGGGGUGGUGGCCCCCAGCCAGCGCCAGGCGCUGGCCACGCGGCUCCGGAAGGCCACCGAGGCCGCCAUGGCCGCCCUCCUGGCCGCCGAGGCCGAGCUGAGCCCGCAGCAGCGCGGCGGCACCCGCGCCCGCACCGACAUCCUGGGUGUGGACUUCUUGCUGGCGUGCGUGGAUGACGCCCUGGAGCUGGUGGCCCUGGCCACCAACAGCCAGCGGUGCCUGGAGACCUGCGUGCUGGCCGAGGCCAUGGGGCGCGCCGUGGGGGAGCCCGCCGGGGACCUGCCCCGGCUGCUGGCCGAGGCCAUGCUGCACCGGGCGCAGUGUCACCUGGUGGAGGGCAAGGACAUCCUGCUCAUCGGGGCCGGCGGCGUCAGCAAGAGCUUCGUCUGGGAGGCGGCUCGAGAGUACGGGCUGAAGAUCCACCUGGUGGAGUCGGACCCGGAGCACUUCGCCGCGGGGCUGGUCCAGACCUUCCUGCCCUACGACAGCCGGGAGCACCGGCGGGACGAGGAGCACGCGGAGCGGGUGCUGGAGCUGGUGCGCUCCCGGGGGCUGCGGCCCCACGCCUGCCUCUCCUACUGGGACGACUGCGUGGUGCUGGCGGCGCUGGUGUGCCAGGGCCUGGGGCUGCGCGGCUGCUCGCCCGCCGCCGUCCGCGUGGCCAAGCAGAAGAGCCGGACCCACCAGCACCUGCAGCGCUGCCGCCGCGGCCGCCCGCCGCCCGCCGCCUUCGCCGUGCCCUGCCGCCGGCUGCAGAGUCACGGCGACGUGGAGCGGGCGGCGGGCGCCGUGCCCUUCCCGGCCGUGGCCAAGCUGGAGUUCGGGGCCGGAGGCGUCGGGGUGCGGCUGGUGGAGGACGCCGGGCAGUGCCACGCGCACGCGGCGAGGCUGUGGCGGGACCUGCGGGACGACGCCGACCACCCGGGCAUCGGGCUGGGCUGGGGCAACGCCAUGCUGCUCAUGGAGUACGUGCCGGGCACCGAGCACGACGUGGACCUGGUGGUCUUCGACGGGCGGCUCGUGGGCGCCUGGGUGUCGGACAACGGCCCCACGCGCGUCCCCGCCUUCCUGGAGACGGCGGCCUGCCUGCCCUCCUGCCUGCCCGCCGACCGGCAGGCGCAGCUGGUGCGGGCGGCCCUGCAGUGCUGCCGGGCGUGCGGGCUGCGCGACGGCGUCUUCAACGUGGAGCUCAAGCUGGGGCCGGGGGGCCCGCGGCUGCUCGAGAUCAACCCCCGCAUGGGGGGCUUCUACCUGCGCGACUGGAUCCGGGAGGUCUACGGCCCCGACCUGCUGCUGGCGGCGGUGCUGGUGGCGCUGGGGGUGCCGCCGGUGCUGCCCGCCCGCCCCGCGCCCCGCGCCCACCUGGCCGGGGUGAUGUGCCUGGGCUCGGAGCACGGCGCGGCGCUGGCGGGCGGCGGCGGGAUGGAGGCGCUGCGGGAGCUGCAGGGCCGGGGGCUCGUCCGCCUCAACCGGCUCUUCGAGGAGGUGGCGGGGGACGGCGAGUACGAGGAGCCGCUGCUGAGCGUGGCGUGCGACGGGGCGACGCGGGCGGAGGCUUGCGUGCGCCUGCUGGGGCUGUGCCAGGCGCUGGGCAUCGACUCCCCGAGAUACCCCGUGGAGCAUUUCUUGUCCCACUUCAAAUAGCGCCGGGCAGGCAGCGGGGACGGCGGGGGAAAGCGGGGCGAGGGCGUGGGGAAAGCCCACCCGCCGCCCCGGUACCCCCUCCCGCCGCCCCGCUCCCCGGCAUCCCCCCCGCAGCCCAGCCCGCCCCGCAGCCCCGCUCCCCGGCAUCCCCCCGGCACUCCGCCCCACCGGCCCGCCAUCCCGUGGCCUGGCACACCGCCCCCUGGCACCCCCCCGCUGCCCUGGAUCCCCAUCACCUGCCCUGCUAUCCCACGCCCUGGCAUCCACACACUUCCCUGGCGGCCCAUCCCCUGGCAUCCUGACACCCCACCCACCGGGAUCCCCCCAUUAACCUGGCACCCCAACCCCUGGCACCCCUCUUCUGCCCUGGAUCCCAAUCACCUGCCCGGGUACCCCGUUCCCUGACACCCACCCACUCCCCUGGCACCCCAUUUCCUGCCAUCCCCCCACUACUCUUUUGUCCCAUCCCCUGCCAUCCCCCGUGUCCUGGCACCACAUUCCCUGGCAUCCCCUUCCAUCCUCGCACCACAUUCCUUAGCACCCCCCCCCCAAUACUGUGGCACCCCCUUCCCUGUCAUCCCUGCAUUACACCGCUACCCCUUCCCCUAAAACCCCCCUCUCCCAAUCCAGGCGCCCCAUGUCUUGUUCCACCAUUCCCUGCCAUCCCCGCCGUGUCCUGGCACCCCAUGCCCUGGCAUUCCCCCACUCCCCUGAUCCCCCUGCCCUGGCACCCCCAUUCCCUGCUCCCCAACAUCCCCCUUCCUUCCCUGUCCCCCCCGUCCUCGCAGCUGGGGGUCCCGUGCCCCUCCCAUGCCAGGGACACUCAGGGGGACACCGAGUGGCCCUGUGCCAUCCUGUGGCAGGGGGCAACCAAGGGACGCCCAGAGGCCCCUGAGCCACCCCACCUGAGCAGCAGGGGCAGCCUGAGGUGCGUUGGCACCUGGUGGCAUGGGGAGACCCUACAAUAACAUACCAGCGUGGGGAGACCCCACAGCAACAAACCAGUGUGGGGAGACUCUGCAAUAACAGACUGAGGUAAGGAGACCCCACAACAACACACCUGGAAGGAGAGACCCCCUAAUUACAAACCGUCAUGGGGAGACCCCAUAAUAAUAAAGCAGAAUGGGGAGACCCUACAAUAGCAGACCAGUGAGGGGAGGCCCCACAGUAACAGACUGAGGUGGGGAGACCCCACAAUAACACCCUGGAAGGGGAGACCCUACAAUAACAAACCAGCAUGCAACAAAACCACAAUAACAGACCAGUGUGGGGAGACCCUACAGUAACAAAGGGGCACCCACGGAUUCCCUGGAGCAGCUGAGAAGGUCCUCUGGGGAGAGACUUGUGUGGGGAGCCCCUGUGAUAUAUAGGGCUGUCACUGGGGAGACCCUACAAUAACACCAGCGACCACACAAUAACACCAACAUAGCCCCUGUAGUGCCUGAGACCUUAGAAUAACAAUAAUGACCCUGCAAUAACACCCACCUCCUGUAGCAACCCUGACCCUACAAUAACACCAGAGACCUUACAAUAACACCCAGCCCCUCUAGUGCCCCAACCCUACAAAAACACCACUGCCCCACAAUCCUAUAAUAACACCCUACAAAUAACACCAGACCCUACAAUAACCCCAGAAACCCUACAAUAACAUCCAUCCCCACAACCCUACAAAAACACCACUGACCCUACAGCAACACAUGUCCCUACAGAAACACCAACCCCUACAACCCUACAAUAACACCAGAGACCCUACAAUAACACCCAGCCCCUGUAGUGCUUGAGACCCUGCAAUAACUCGAGAGACCCUACAAUAACACCCAGCCCUCACAGCCCCCACGACCCUACGACACCACCAGUGCCCCCCCAGGCCCACUCGUGGCGGAAAGAGGGGGGGGGGCCGGGAAGGGCUCCCCCCCUCCCUUCCUAACCCCCUCCUCUGACGUCACGGCGGCCCCGCUGACGUCACGGCGGCGCAGCGCGGGCGGGGCCGGGGCGACCCCCAGUAAAGGCUGUGAGCGGCUC